CUUUACAACCGGGGGGAGUUUUCACUCUGGGUGGAAUUUGGACAAAGUUCCUGUCUAACGUAUUCCCUGAAUUCUAUAGACUAUCAUCGGGGGAAAUACACACGUUAAUACAUAUUUCAGAUUGUGUAAAUAGCAGGAUUACAUUCUGCAUAUUAGGGUGGCAAUAUCAUAAUCUUGAAAGACACCUGCGAAACAUCAGGUAUUCGAUUGGGAGGGAAGUCAUUGGGCGUUCACGGCUGGAAGGGGUAAGGUUAGGUCUACGGUUCUUCCCUUGAGUCUCCUCUCCCCAGUCUGGUGGUGUGGCACUUCUGGUGGGUCCAGGUGGAGGAUGUGUUCCAGUGGUGGUCCAGACAGCUCUGGCCAUGGGGGCAGCCGGUCAGGCUCCUCGUAUGCCCUGUGUGCCCUGGGGGUGGGGCUCAUAGCCCUGGGCAUCGUCAUGAUCGUGUGGACUGUGGUGCCCGGCGAUGCUUCCCAGACAACCAAGGCUCUGGGCAACUUCAGUGUCACUGUGCCAGUGGACCAUGCUGGGUAUGACGAGAAGGACAGGGAAACAGCGAAGACCUCAUCAAUAGCCUAUGUGCUGGUGGGGGCGGGGCUGGCCAUGCUGCUGCUGUCCAUCUACCUGGCGGUGAGGAACAAGCGGAGGGGGUGCCAGAGAGGACAGGAGACACGGGCCGUAGGUGUCCCCUUUGUGGACCAUGUGGCUGGGGAGGCAGGAGAGACUGCAGAGGAGCCAGCACCAGCCUACGACGUGCCCAGCUAUGAGGAGGUGGUCACCAGUGGCCAGUACCCCAUACGUCAGAGCAACUUACGCCAUAGCACCUCUCAGCUGCCUUCGUACGAAGACCUCAUCAGUGCUGUGGAAAAAGAGGGGGAGGGCCCAAGAGCAGUCAUUUCAGAGGAUGUUCUUCCCACCACUCCGGCCCUGGCGCCCCAGCCCGCCCCCGCCGCUUCAGCCAACCCCCCCACACGCAGCAGCAGUCGGACCAGCCGGCUACUACGGCCACUAAGGGUACGCAGAAUCAAGUCAGAGAAACUCCAUCUGAAGGACUUCCGUUUUAAAGUCUGCAACCCUACUGAUGUGAAGGUGACCAUUGAACCCAUCACGCCGCCACCACAGUAUGAUGAUAAGAUGCCUGAGUUCUGACAGCGCCCUCGGGCCUAGCAGGACUACAAGCAUUGUUUUUCAAUGUUGAGUAAAACAACACUAUUGCUGGAUCAGAUGGACUAACAAUAAUAGUAUUUCUGGAGAGCAGUGCCUUUAUAACAUAUGCUUUGUGGAUAUAGGCCCUGAACUCACACAUACCAUCUCAGAGUGGGAGUGCUGAUCUAGGAUCUGUCCAUACAAUCUCAUUAAUUAUGAACUGAAAGGCAAAACUGAUCCUACAUCAGCACUCCCACUGAGACGCUUCGUGGAUACGGGCCCUGAGUCCAGAGGCCUGGCUGGGAGUCUUCUUCCUUCACACUGAGACAGACCGAGACACUUACAUUGUUGCUUUGAAUUAAGGUGUUUCUCUGCUCCAUCUUGACUCGUUUAUUGAAAUCUGCUUAAUUACCUAUUUAUUCCAGGGCUUAUUUUUUAUAUGUGCACUAUGCUGUCUGUUUAGAACACUGUGGCUGUUUUUUUUUAAAGAUGAUUAGCUAUCUUAUUCUUAUCUUGUGUACAAAUACCUCUUCACAUCCAGAAAAUGUCCUUAAUCUUUUAGAUGGAAUGCAUAUAAUGGUAUCAUAAUAGUGCCUUGGUAAUUGUAUUGUAUCAGCAGAAACAAUCCAUGCCAUCAGUUUGUCCCACACUGUGAUUGCUCAUGGACCACUGUAAACAAAUGCCCUGUGAAAAUUGUAGUUUCAUGUCAGUUUAUACAAAGAAUGGCACAACUUUUUAAAAUGUGUUUUAUAGUACUACUAUGUAGAGGACAUGCUGAAGCCAAGGGAUCAUUAGAAUACCUAUAUGUUGAUUGGCCUCUGUGUUGAAGUUUGGUGUUUGGAGAGUAUUGAAUGUGAAUCAUGAAAAUGGCCACUUUCUAUAACUGCAGCAACAAUGAAAGGGAAUAAGAGUUGUCUCAACAACUUUACCUUCAACGGAAUAGCAAUUAGAAUACCCUCAAGUCCAAAUAAACUGUAAGAGCUUUAUCUCUGAUAAUUGAUCUAAUAAUUAACUAUGCACAUUUUUACAGCGUUAGAGUGUUUUGGUAAGAUUGCUUCAAGGAUUCUUUGCUUAUGUGGACCUUGAAUGAAUGUAACUUUAUAGUGCUGACCCAUUUCACCUGAAUAGAGCCAUGUUUGGGAGGAUCAUUGGAGAAGCAUAAUGUUCUUAGAAUUUAACAGCAGUUAUAUUUAUUCAAGAUUUUUGGUCAUCUGACACUGUAGGAGAAAAUAUUGAACAAUUGUUCUCAUGAGGGGGCGGUGUACUGUAUAUGUACCUAGCGUAGUUAACCAAACUAAAUCGAUAGUACUGUAUGAAUGACCUCUGGUCUGUAGGAUUGGUUUGCGUGUAUGUGCUGGUUUCUCUAUUGACACAUUUAAAUAAUAAGUAAUGAAAGG
This is a messenger RNA of Coregonus clupeaformis (lake whitefish), 2541 nucleotides long. RefSeq names its product transmembrane protein 51. The coding region runs from base 329 to 1147 and encodes 272 amino acids. Lineage: Eukaryota; Metazoa; Chordata; Actinopteri; Salmoniformes; Salmonidae. The transcript has 3 exons. The record is from RefSeq and is a predicted model, not a curated record.